Messenger RNA from Tripterygium wilfordii, 1707 nucleotides. Its product is annotated as UNC93-like protein 3. The record is from RefSeq and is a predicted model, not a curated record. The transcript has 10 exons. Gene Ontology annotation, biological process: potassium ion homeostasis. The coding region runs from base 276 to 1613 and encodes 445 amino acids. Lineage: Eukaryota; Viridiplantae; Streptophyta; Magnoliopsida; Celastrales; Celastraceae.
AAACGACCUCAGCUUUCUCGUCGGCUACUCCAUUGUUCCUAACCACCGCUUGAUCCAAUCCAUUACAGCUUACAAAAACUAUUCGGUUAAUCUCAUUUUCUCGGCUACCCAAUACAAUCGAUAAUGAUCUACUCGAAUUUUGUAAAUCCGAAUUCCGAGCUCUUUUCAUGUGUCUUCUAGUUCUCAAGAUUCUAGCCGGCGAGCCAACUAUGUUUUGACUUUACUCUUUUGGACUGUAACGCACGCUCAUAGGGUUUUAUACCGGUUGCUCUCUGAUGACUUUGAUCCAGAAGCUCGAAGAGAUGGAGUCUGUAGAGUCUAGAGACGAGGAGACGCCACUUGUUGCUGAUAAUUCGUCGAUUGAGUACCCGAAGAACCAUGCCCGAGAUAUUCAUAUUCUUUGUUGUGCGUUCUUGUUGAUCUUCCUUGCCUAUGGUGCUGCGCAGAAUCUACAGAGUACUGUCAAUAGCGACUUGGGUACUACAUCGCUUGGGAUACUGUACACCUCUUUCACAUUUUUCUCCUUGGUAGCAUCUAUGGUGGUACGGGUAUUGGGUUCCAAGAAAGCUCUGGUUCUUGGCACUACUGGUUAUUGGCUGUUUGUAGCUGCCAACUUGAAGCCAAAGUGGUAUACAAUGGUACCAGCUUCCUUGUACAUGGGUUUUGCCGCUUCGAUAAUAUGGGUUGGGCAGGGUACAUAUCUCACUUGCGCUGCACGUAGUCAUGCAAGAGAUUGCAAGCUACAUGAAGGAACAAUAAUUGGUUACUUCAAUGGAGAAUUUUGGGCAAUGUUUGCUAGCCAUCAGUUGGUAGGAAAUCUCAUUACCCUUGCUCUGCUGAAAGACGGAAAGGAUGGGAGUACCACUGGGACAACUUUACUGUUCAUUGUGUUUCUCUUCAGUAUGACUUUAGGCACCAUACUUAUGUGCUUCUUACGUGAACAAGAUGAUACAGGAGACGAGGGACCAAAAGAUUCUUCUGUCAGUUUUUAUUGUCACGUGCUAUCACUGUCGAAGUCUGCCAUCAAUCCCUUGUUUGAUGUACGGAUGCUAUUGAUAAUCCCUCUUAUGGCAUAUUCAGGAUUGCAACAAGCAUUUGUUUGGGCUGAAUUCACCAAGUAUGUUGUAACUCCAGCACUUGGUGUGUCCGGCAUUGGCGGUGCUAUGGCGGUAUACGGGGCUUUUGAUGCCAUAUGUUCUCUCACUGCUGGUCGACUUACCUCCUCUAUCUUGUCGAUCACUCUGAUAACUUCUGCUGGAGCUUUUAUUCAGGCUAUUCUAUUUCUCUGGCUUCUACUAAAGUACAGCCUUGCCAGUGGAAUACUUCGUGUUAUGUACCCAAUUCUCAUGGCAGCCAUGUUGGGUAUUGGUGAUGGAGUAUUCAAUACUCAGAUUAAUGCGCUGCUUGGGAUGCUCUUCAAACAUGAUAUGGAAGCAGCAUUUGCGCAGCUGAAGGUCUGGCAGAGUGCAUCCAUAGCUGUUGUGUUUUUCCUGAGCCCACACAUCUCACUGCAGGCCAUGAUUGUAAUCAUGAUUAUUGUAUUAGCCGUUUCAUUGGUUGGGUUUCUUUAUUUGACUCUUGGGCUAGAAAAAGCAUUUUCCUCAACCAGUUGAUUCUUGUUAAUUUGUAAUCCAGGUCGGUUUGAAGAAACUUUGAUUCUCGUUAUGCAAGUUUGACAUGCUACGGUGGCAAUUGCUGCUUGUUAAA